Molecule: messenger RNA, 1332 nt
Organism: Trichoderma citrinoviride
Lineage: Eukaryota; Fungi; Ascomycota; Sordariomycetes; Hypocreales; Hypocreaceae
Product: DNA repair protein rad18
Exons: 2
Coding region: 1-1332 (443 amino acids)
Biological process (GO): protein monoubiquitination; DNA damage tolerance
Cellular component (GO): nucleus; Rad6-Rad18 complex
Molecular function (GO): single-stranded DNA binding; ubiquitin protein ligase activity
Source: RefSeq, a predicted model, not a curated record
AUGGCCUCCUCCGACGACAAUGUUCCCGACUCGACCGACUGGCUCUCGACGCCGCUCUCCGGCUUCGCAGCCGUCGAAGCCGCCCUGCGCUGCCAAGUCUGCAAGGACCUCUACAAGACGCCCAUGAUCACCUCCUGCUCGCACACCUUCUGCUCCAUCUGCAUCCGGCGGGCGCUCUCCAACGACGGCAAAUGCCCCAUGUGCCGCGCCUCCGAGCAGGAGCUCAAGCUGCGCAGCAACUGGUCCAUGGAGGAGACGGUCGAGGCCUUCUCCAAGGCGCGGGCGGCGGCGCUGAGCCUUGCGCGGAGUCAUGGUCUUGACGGGUCGAGCAGGAGUCGGUCGCCGAAGAGGAAGGCGUCCGAGGCGCAUGUGUCGCAUGAACCGAAGCGGUUGCGGACGUCGGCUCGGUUGAGCAGAACCCGGGGGGAGACGGGUGUGCCGGUUGAUGUGACGCCGUCUGAGGAGGUGGAGGAGCAGGUUGUGCCUGAUUCGAACAACGACGACGAGGACGACGACUAUGUUCCGGAUGCUCCAAACGGCCUUGUUCCCUGUCCCCUCUGUAACAAAAAGAUGAAAGAGUGGCAGGUAUUCGGCCACUUGGAAUCCUGUCCCGGCCCUUCAGCAGCAGCAGCAGCAGCAAGCAAUCCAAAUAACACCGUCGCCUCCGAUAACGCAGCAGCACCCUCCUUUGCGCAAUCCCGCCGAAAGCAGCAAAGGACACUCGAACGACUGCCCCCCCUCAACUACUCCAUGCUCAAGGAACAAGCCUUGCGGAAGAAAAUGUCCGACCUCGGCAUCUCCAGCCAGGGGCCCCGCGUGCUCCUGGAAAAGCGCCACAAGGAGUGGCUCACCCUCUGGAACGCAAACUGCGACGCGGCGAUACCGAAGAAGCGCUCCGAGCUGCUGCACGACCUGGAUGCGUGGGAGCGCACGCAGGGGGGCCGGGCGCCGACCAUGGGACGGGUCGCGCAGACUGCGGCGGCGAUCAAGGACAAGGAUUUCGAUGGCGCGGCGUGGGCGGCGAGGCAUGAUUCUUCGUUUAGGGACCUGAUUGCGAGUGCGAGAAGGAGCAGGCAAGAGGCGGCGACGAAGAAGACGGAAGAGGCGGAUCAAGUGGUGGACGAGUCGUCCUCUCAACCACCCGAUAGGGUGCCGCCGACGAUGGACGGCUCGUUGCCUCAACAGGGAGAAUCAAAGUCAGAAGCAGCUCCGGGGUUGGAAUCGGUGUUGCCUCCUUCUCAUGCUGAGCCAAUGUCCUGGGAGCUCUCACAACGACCGAUAGGCUCGACACCUUCCGCGGAGGGAAGGAUAGGAGAAGCAGACAAAUACUAA